Chilo suppressalis (striped riceborer) is the source of this 1094-nucleotide messenger RNA. The record is from the annotation of a GenBank genome assembly. Lineage: Eukaryota; Metazoa; Arthropoda; Insecta; Lepidoptera; Crambidae.
AAAAAAACACUUCCUUCACCGCUCUGCUUGUCAGCGGGAAUUGUACAUUUAGGAAUAGUUGUAAAUAAUAAAUUAUUGUGGUUUAAUACGUAAUGUUUAUUACGCCUAAGAUUAAUUUAUAAGAAUGUUUGAGUGGGCUUAUAGUGGGGCAAAUAAGGCAGUCCCUAGAAAUGUGGGUCCAGAGUGUGCGUAUUUUUUAUCACAUCAGAGGCAAAUUAUUGAAACGAUUUUUGUAAUUGCAAUCUGCAUUAUAAUAAUAAUAAAAACGUACCCGAAACUACAUAUAAAAAAUGAAGACAAUUAUAUUAAAAGUGAUAGGGGUGGGAAAAGGCUCUUGGUGAUACUUUUAACUCUGCUAUGGGGAAUGGAAAUUGGAUUCAAGUUUGCCUCUCGUACAGUAAUUUAUCUUUUAAAUCCAUGUCAUGUAACAACUUUAAUGCAAAUUUAUUUAUUGGUUGCUCCUCCAAGUAAAACAGUUACAGCGUUAUUUCGCAUACAUUUGAAUUUAUUAAAUGGACCUCUCUUGGCAUUUUUGUUUCCAGAAACUGCAUCAAGAACGAUAUUUGCCGAGGCUGCACUAUAUUGGAUUCAACAUGGAAUGAUGUUUGUAAUACCAUACUAUCUUUUAAGGAUUGGUGGUGUUUAUAACAUAGAACCAUUCUGGGAUUUCAACUGGUCUAUAUUUAGCUAUUGUCUAAAUCUAUUGUAUCACUUCAUUGUGUUGCAAAUCAUAGCUAUCCCUGCCCAAGUUAAUUUAAACCAUAUGCUCUGCCCGGCUAUAUUAGAUCCAUUUGAUGGACCCUGGUACCGCAUAGCGGCAGUUUUACAUCAAGCAAUGCUUUGUCCGAUUCUAUGCAAAGUAUACUGCUCAGUAGCCGAAUUUUGUCUCACGAAGUUCCCACCUACCAAAGUGAAGCCUCAAAUGAAGGAUUUUUUACACGACCGGAAGCAGAUAGAGUUGUCGCCGAAAAAACACAAAGAUUAGUAGUAAUACCCAGUAUCACGUAAUUAUGGCUGUAAUCCCUUUCAGGGUAGCUAGAUUCUCUAUUAAAAAAAGAUGCCUAUAUUAGAAAAGAACAAUAUUUCAUCGCGUC